AUGGAUGGCGAUAUCAUCAUACGAGUGAGUUUCUAUAUCAACGAUGUACAUCGAUGCAUUGAAAAGUUACACCAAGAACAUCAGAAUGAAAAUACUACUGCACAAGUGCCCGCAGUGUGUCAUGACCAAGGUAUCUCCAAAUUAGAUUUUGACUACUUGCAGCAAAUCAGAGGUGGACUUCUUUCCUUCAACAGUUCCUUAUCUAUCACCAAAAAACUUAGACAAGUCUCAAUAGCUUAUGCGAAACUUGUGAUAGUCACAUUAAACGAUCACAUUGCUGCAGUGCAUCAUAAUAUGAAUAACAAUGCAACAGCAUUCUUUUAUUACGAGGAAACUUUGACAAUUUGGCAAGCAUCUGUUCCUCCUACUCAUUCCGACCGAGCUACAUCAUAUCACAGCAAGAAAAAUUAUUGCGAAGUCCUUUCUAGCUAUCAGAAAGUUCUUAAAAUUCAAUUAACAUUACUUCUUCCGACUCACCCUCAUUUAGCUUUAUCCUACGAUAACAUAGGCAAUCAUUAG
Messenger RNA from Adineta ricciae, 519 nucleotides. Lineage: Eukaryota; Metazoa; Rotifera; Eurotatoria; Adinetida; Adinetidae. The record is from the annotation of a GenBank genome assembly.